CUGGGAAGGCCGGAAAUUGCCCUGUCAGGAGCCCCGGUGGAUCGCUCAAACGCUUGGUGCCCGUUGCUUUUGACCACGGCUUGCUUGCUUGCUAAGAUCGUGUUUCACUUUCGGGCAAAAGCCUGCUCAAAAUGCAAAGUGAGAACCUGGGACCAGUAAAUUACUAUGUUGGAAUUGAUGUUGGCACAUCAAGUGUCCGUGCGGCUUUGGUGGACCAGUUUGGCACCGUAAUGGCUUAUGCAGACCAUCCAAUUCAAAUUUGGGCACCACAACCUAACUAUUAUGAACAAUCUUCUGAUGACAUUUGGGCAGCUUGUUGUAUAGUCACAAAGAAAAUUACCCAAGGAAUAAAUAUUUCCCAAAUUCGAGGACUUGGCUUUGAUGCUACCUGCUCCCUUGUUGUUUUGGAUAGCCAUUUUCAUCCUUUGGCAGUCAACUCUGAAGGAGAACAUAAAAGAAACAUCAUCAUGUGGAUGGACCAUCGUGCAGCUAAUCAAGUAACGCGCAUCAAUGAGACACAGCAUAAUGUGCUAUCCUUUGUUGGUGGUGCGAUGUCAGUUGAAAUGCAGCCACCUAAAUUGCUAUGGAUGAAAGAAAAUUUGCAAGAGUCUUGCUGGGAAAAAGCAGGGCACUUCUUUGAUCUUCCGGAUUUCUUAUCAUGGAAAGCAACAGGUGCCACAGCAAGAUCUUUGUGUACACUUGUAUGUAAAUGGACAUACUCCUCAGAAACUGGCUGGGAUGAUAGCUUUUGGAAAUCAAUUGGAUUAGAAGAUAUGAUGGCAAAUAAAUAUUCAAAAAUAGGAAAUGAAGUUCUCCCUCCAGGAACUCCAGUUGGAAAUGGAUUAACAGCGGAAGCUGCAGAAGAUCUUGGUCUGUCUAAGGGGAUUGCUGUAGCUGCCUCACUUAUUGAUGCACAUGCUGGAGGAUUAGGUAUGAUUGGAGCCAACGUGAAAGGAUAUAACUUGCCCUGUGAAAAUCAGCCAAUUACUUCCCGACUGGCUGUAAUAUGUGGGACAUCAUCAUGCCACAUGGCAGUUAGCAAGUCCCCUAUAUUUGUCUCUGGUGUUUGGGGACCCUAUUAUUCAGCAAUGGUUCCAGGAUUGUGGCUAAAUGAAGGAGGCCAAAGUGUAACAGGGAAACUGCUAGAGCAUAUUGUCCAAGGACAUGCUGCUUUCCCAGAACUACAAACAAAAUCUGAAGCCAGAGCUCAAAGUAUAUAUACAUACUUGAAUGGUCACCUGGAUCUGAUUAAGAAAUCUUUGCCUGUGGGUUUGCUCACUGUUGAUUUACAUGUUUGGCCAGAUUUCCAUGGCAACCGAUCUCCCCUUGCAGAUUUGACUCUAAAGGGCAUGGUAGUGGGUCUGACACUGUCUCAAAGUCUUGAUGAUCUUGCUCUUAUUUAUCUAGCUACAGUUCAAGCCAUUGCGUUGGGAGCCAGGCAUAUUGUUGAAACAAUGCAAGUCGCAGGGCAUCAUAUCAACACUCUCUUUAUGUGUGGCGGUCUGAGCAAGAACCCUCUCUUUGUCCAAAUGCACGCGGACAUCAUUGGCAUGCCUGUUGUUCUAGCCCAAGAAGUGGAGUCUGUGCUAAUGGGUGCUGCUAUUCUUGGAGCCUGUGCUUCUAAAGACUUUGCUUCCCUGCAGGAUGCUAUGGAGAAAAUGGAGAAAAUUGGCCGGAUUGUGCUGCCAAAUCACAAGGAUAAAAGGUUAAAAACAUGAACACAAAAUGAACUCUGGCAAAAUGAAUCUAGAUUUAAGAUGACUCGGAAAAAGUGACAGUGAAACAUCUUUUCAACACAUGGAGAAUUCCAAUACUGUGAUUCAUUCAGAUUCCUGUUGCUUUAAAUCUCCUACCAGUCAGGACACCCUGACAAUUUUUUCUUUUGUAGUUGGGAAAUCAAAAGGAGCUAGGUCAUUAGCCAUGAGGAAAUAAAAGGUCACAAAGGGAUGGGCCUAGAUUAGAUUAUUUGAACCAAUACUCUCUGGUUUUGAAAUGGCCAAAGAUUCUUCCCUUGUUUACACAUUGGUCCCAGCACAUGCUUCUAUUUUUAGAAAGUGGCACAGCCUCUCUAAUGCAUUUGGAUUAAGUUUCCUACUGAAUGCAAUGGAUAUUUGAUAUGAACUAUACUGGCUGCUGUUUUGAAAUAAGAAUUCUUAAAACACAUCAGAUACUCUCUGGAAAUAUGAUAACCUGCAAGAAAACAAUCCUGGUGAUAUUUGGGGUUGUUAACCCCAAUAACUGCAGAUAGUGAAAUAUCACUAGCCAGCAAAUGCAAGAGGAUUUAUCUACCUGCUCUGUAAAGUCGUAGAAUUUAUGACCUAGCUUUUAAGUAGUUCAAUUAUACUUCAGUCCCCUGAUUGACCAAUUCCUAGCUCACUUCGGUCUAUCACUCAUAACAGAAUACUGUGUGUGUGACUUUAGUAGUAAGAGCCUAAGUAUUAGAACCAUUGAAAUGAACAUGGAACCCCGCAUGUUACAUUUAUACUUCAUAAUUAUAUAAGACUGUAUACCUUAGUAGUUUGUUAGAGGAAUGUGACCCUUUUUCUGGUUUACAAUCAGACAUCUUGAAUCAGGGGCAUUAGCAGUGGGUGGAGGGUGGAGUUUCAAAAGUCAAGAUAGCAUUGUAAUUGUGGAGCCAAGUUCCAUCUCUGUGUUUACAUUGACCAUGGUGGGGUCCAAACUCAAGGGCUUGAUAGGACAAAGGAACAUUGUAUAACAUUGUAACACAAAAAAAACAAAUAUUUGCUUGCUAAAGAAUGACAAUGGGUAUACUUCAGACAUUGUCCCUCACACUGUCUAAAUAAAUACAAUGACAGCUGAAACAACUUAUCUGUGAUAACAACUACAAAAUUCCUGGCAGCCUCCUUUUACAUUACUUUAUCUAAUGUUCUAUAGAAUUUUACAUGGUUUCAGGAAGUGUGGGGGAGCGCAGAAUUUUGCUGUAGUGCCUCAAUUAAUGUGACAAGUUUCAUAUUCCUUUGCAUUUCUCCUGUCCAACAGUUGCUAAAAUCCUUCUCUCACCUUUUUAUAGUCUGAAGUAGGAAAUAAAAUGGAUUUGUACAUAUUACCAAGGUCUCCUCUAAGGAAAUUCAAGGGUAUUUUUUGGUGUUUCAUUAUUGCAAUUUGCCAAAAACUUCAGGCAGAGAGUCCCUAUUUACUGUAUUUUUCUCUGUGUAAGAUACUUUUUCUUAAAAAUAUUUACCUAAAAAUGGAGGAGCAUCUUAUACAUGGGGGGAGCUGAGAAGAGAACCAUGGUUGUGAAACUGCCGAUACCUUAUCUCUGCAAACUAGCCUCAGGAGCAAAACUUCAUAUUGCAGAGACAAGCUCACAGGUUUCCUCCAAUCGUGAGCCUUAUGUAACUGACAUCAGCUGAUGCUGUAGAGAGGGUGUAGCCAGUGCCCAGAUGUGACAGGGUGUGGUAAUGUUGGAGUGUUCUGAGCCCAUAAAAAUGUCAGAAAACAAAAAAAAUAAAUACCGCUACCGGUAAGCGAAUGUCUUACUCUGCAAAAUAAAUAUCUUCUAUUUAAUGUUUAAAAUAUUUAUUUCUGAAUGUUGGGUAAGAAAAAUGGGGGGGGGGGCAUCCUAUAUAUGGAAGGGUCUUAUAGACAGAAAAAAUAUGGUAACUGAAUCAGAACAACAUCACAGCAAUAUUGUGCUGAUCAGUAGGUAUUGUUUAACUGAGUUUAGCAAAGAAGAGGCCUAUUGCAUUCUUCUUGAUUAUAAAUAUUGUCAAGUCCUUUAACUUGUUGGGCUUUAUGCUUUUUCCAUAGAUUUUAUGACAAGAAAUACCAAGUGUUUCUAAAACUUGUGGAAGAUCAAAGAAAAUAUAAAUCCAUCAUGCUGAAUGCAUAGACAGCAUAUUAGAGGUCUGACUGAUUUCUUUGACUUUCUUGAUUAGCUAUAUACAUUAAUGAGAAACAUUAUAGUAAAAUUAAAAAAAUACUUUAUAUCCUGUUGAAUAUGAACAGAGAUGUAUUUUAUUAAAGUGAUAUCAUGGUACAAACUUGUCAAAUCUACUUUUCUUGAAUCAGUGUCUUAACCAGAACUGCAACUACCAUUCAGCAUUCAAUUUUUUCAUAAUUGCAUAAUCUGUUAAAAAGCUUGCAAAAAAUAUGUGUAUUAGGCAAAAGUGUAUAAAAUAUAUCAAUAAAAUAUGCAAAAUGCAUACUUUUUAAAAUUUGUAAAUUUACGUGAAAAUAAAAUAAAUUGAAGCUUGGGAGAGAGAAUGUCAUAAUUAUACAGUAAAUGUACCUUCAUUGGUCAAGCUUUCUAUUUAAUGUCAAAAACUAAAUUGGAGAAAGAUUUCAUUCUUGUUGCUUAUUGUUGUUUCCAGUAACAAAAUCAAGAGUCAUAAUGUGACAAUAUGAGAGCCAAAAAUUAAGAAGACGUACUCUUAAUGAACUUUGUAGAAUAAAUUGCUGCAGAAGAGAAUAGAUAUAAUUUUUCACCAUAUUUUUUUCAAUUCAUUAUCAGUGUACUUUUAAAUGUAUCUUAAAACUCAUUUGCCAGCCCUUCAAUGUAGACUAAGUCAGAAAACAGAUUGUUGGACUCUUGUUAUACAAGAAUGUUGGAGGAGCUUGCUUUUUGCUAGAGUAACAAAAUGUUAAAAAUCUGGUUGUGUUUUCCUAUCCAUCUUUCAGGGAGUUAAGGCAGAAUCCGUUUGAGUUUCUUUCUCAUGUCCUUGAUUUCUGGGUUUAAUAAAUGCAUAGUUUGUUCAAGGUGAUCGUUGUGGCUCUAGUAUUGCAGAUUGUUCUUAUCCAAAUUAAUAAAGAUCAUUUAUACAUUUUUCUACUAUCUCAAUUCAGUUAUUUUAACUGAUCAGUUUAAUCUGAAACUUGCUCAAUUAUUCAAAGCUCUA
Molecule: messenger RNA, 4859 nt
Organism: Pseudonaja textilis
Lineage: Eukaryota; Metazoa; Chordata; Lepidosauria; Squamata; Elapidae
Source: RefSeq, a predicted model, not a curated record